AUGUUCCCUGCUCAGGAGGAGGCCGAUAGGACGGUGUUUGUGGGCAAUUUAGAGGCUCGAGUGCGGGAAGAGAUUCUUUACGAGCUUUUCUUACAGGCUGGGCCACUAACCAAAGUGACUAUAUGCAAAGACAGAGAAGGAAAGCCAAAGUCUUUUGGAUUUGUCUGCUUUAAACACCGUGAAUCAGUGUCAUAUGCCAUAGCAUUGCUCAAUGGAAUUCGUUUAUAUGGAAGGCCAAUUAACGUACAGUAUCGAUUUGGAAGUUCACGCUCUUCUGAACCAGCUAACCAAAGUUUUGAGAACUGUGCUAAGAUAUGUUCACAUAGCUACAGGAGUGAAGAAACGCUGGGCAGAUCAUCCUUUCCGGUGCCAUUCUUCCCGAUCAGCAAUGCUGCUGUGUCUCAGGAGCCCGUUUUCUUUCAAAAGAUGAUGGAUGUCUUCUUUUCACAGCAAUGGUAUGCGCACAGUCCAGUGCCUCAGCUCCCUUACUAUGAGAUGACAGCUCCUCUUUCUAGUACUGCCUCGGUGUCUUCCUCUCUAGAUCAUGCCGCAGACCUGGAGGCUGGCCCCAGCUCUUACGAAUGGACUCAUCAGCAACCAAGUGACUCUGACCUUUACCAGAUGAAUAAACGAAAGAGGCAAAAGCAAACGAGUGAUAGUGACAGCAGCACAGAAAAUAGAGGAAGUGAAUACAGCCAGAAGUUCCGGAAGUAUAAGAAAAAGAAAAAAUAUUAG
Ochotona curzoniae (black-lipped pika) is the source of this 735-nucleotide messenger RNA. RefSeq names its product RNA binding motif protein 11 (gene RBM11). Gene Ontology annotation, cellular component: nucleus. The transcript is spliced from 5 exons. NCBI's taxonomy places the organism in Eukaryota, Metazoa, Chordata, Mammalia, Lagomorpha, Ochotonidae. Gene Ontology annotation, biological process: regulation of alternative mRNA splicing, via spliceosome. Bases 1 to 735 code for a protein of 244 amino acids. Gene Ontology annotation, molecular function: single-stranded RNA binding. The record is from RefSeq and is a predicted model, not a curated record.